Messenger RNA from Trypanosoma rangeli, 606 nucleotides. RefSeq lists its product as uncharacterized. The coding region runs from base 1 to 606 and encodes 201 amino acids. Lineage: Eukaryota; Euglenozoa; Kinetoplastea; Trypanosomatida; Trypanosomatidae. The record is from RefSeq and is a predicted model, not a curated record. The transcript has a single exon.
AUGAUGCGUAGGAUCACAUUGUUGCGCCUGCAACCACAGUGCGCCGUGUGCGUGCGCGGCAUCGUGACGGGCGGACGGGUCACAAACGAGGAUCGCCGCUGGUGGUUGAUCCACCUAGAGUGUGCGCCAGAUGUCACCCCUGGCACCUUUGUUGCGUGGCUUGAUUGCUGCGGUACGCACACCACCAAGAAGUUGAUUGAGCGCAACAUCUGGACAAUUGAGCAGGUGGCGCAGCUUGACUCCGACCAAGUGGAUGAGUUGAAGUACAAGGAGGGGUGUUUGAAGAUGGACGUCGUCUGGGAGCAUGCCCGCACCAUCCUCACCCCACUGCAGCAGCGGGAAGCGACGGGUGGCGUGGAGUCGGAGCUGCAGAGUCGCAUCUUAGAACUUCGCAAGAAGCGCGAGCUUGAACGCAAGCGUGAGGAGCUGUUGAAGGAGCGGGCAAACAUCAACGAACAGCGAGAAGCAACGCUGCGGAAGCUGCGCGAAGCAAUCGCGGCAAAGAAGGCGGCCCUCCUCCAAAAGAAGCAGGAACUGGCGGGAGCCGACGCCAGCGACGGUCACAAUAGCAGCAGUGAGGGCGGUAAGAGCAGCAGCGCGUCAUGA